Aspergillus clavatus NRRL 1 is the source of this 1065-nucleotide messenger RNA. RefSeq lists its product as uncharacterized. Bases 1 to 1065 code for a protein of 354 amino acids. The record is from RefSeq and is a predicted model, not a curated record. The transcript has a single exon. NCBI's taxonomy places the organism in Eukaryota, Fungi, Ascomycota, Eurotiomycetes, Eurotiales, Aspergillaceae.
AUGACUGAUUAUCGACUCCCAAUCCAUCAGGCGCCUCACAGAAAGCCCGUCCCAGCCUCGCAUCGCGGGUAUCCGUUUCAACCCUAUGAUGCUCAUCCGCAGCAACCACAGCAACAGCUGUCCCCCCAUCCCUCUGGCCACGCCAUGGCUCACAGCCGCAACCGAACCUCCUCCUCCAGUGUACUCCCCUACGCGACACAACAAAAGCAAUAUGGCGGCAGUCCGUCACCGCAUUACACCAUGACCAGCCAAGUCAGCCACCCGUCGAGGCGGCUGUCCAGUGCCACCACCUCCACCAGCUCGACCAGCAACAAUUACGCCUCCGACAUCCGCCGGAGUACGUCGUCCCGAUCCACCAACGCACAACUCGGUUAUGUGGCUCUUCUGCGGAGGCAGAAGGCAACCGUCUGGUGUGACCGGGCUCAGCCCGAAGAUCCCCGAGUUCGCGCCCAGAAGCUGGUAGAUAAGAAGAGGGCUUACCUGGAAGUCCACGGCGCUGGCGCUGGACGCACAGGCACCCUGGGAAGUGGGAAGAACAAACAUGGAAGCAAGGGAGUCACGGAAUUCUCGGCUUCCACCCUGGUCGGGGCGACCGUUCCGGUCCGACUGAGUGCCAAUGAGGUGGGCGACGCGGACGAUGAUGCACUGAGCGAAAGUGGUUUCCCGCAUCGCCGCACCGGGAGUGGCCGCAGCUCGCUUGGUAGCAACUACCGCUAUCCCAGUGGCUACCAGCGAACGUCGCAAGGCACGAUGGGAAGCAAUAACACACCGCCGAACGAAAGAGCUGACCUCCCCAACGUCUCGGAGAAUCCUCCGGCGGAGAGCCAUGAGGAAGCCAAAGACGCGUCUGCGAAGGAUGACGCGGCGACCAGCCAUAGCAGGACCAGUGAGCAAGAAGAUAGCUUUGGGUCGGUGGGCGACAUGGCUGCGCCCAGUUCCGCCGUCACUGCGGCUCAGAAAGCUCGCAGGGCGGAUGAACUGCGGCGUCGGGGUAGUGUGGAUGAGCGGACCACCUCGAUGACCAAUGUGCGACUCUUCAUCGCGAACCCGGAUUUGAGUGACUGA